Chlorocebus sabaeus (green monkey) is the source of this 1627-nucleotide messenger RNA. RefSeq lists its product as uncharacterized. NCBI's taxonomy places the organism in Eukaryota, Metazoa, Chordata, Mammalia, Primates, Cercopithecidae. The record is from RefSeq and is a predicted model, not a curated record.
ACAGUCUAGAGUAGGGGCUCAGUGCAAGCUGUGGGAACUGAAUGAAGUUGAAGGUAGGAGGACAGAGAAAGCAGGAAGCUGUGACAGCAGGAGGCUGUGAUGGGGGCAGGUGGGCAUGGGUGGUGGGGGAUCAGGCACCUCCAAGGCUUCAUCACCAGGGGGUUGCUUUCAAAAAUGGACUGGGACUUCUCUGGCCUCAGCUGCGAAUCACCGUUGGACUAGUCCACGGGCAAGGGAGUUUCCUAACCAGGCGUGCCAGUCAUGCGAAAAUGCAGACUAGGUAAGGGAAGGGGAUUGGAAAUUAGAUAGUCAGAAUAAGGUCUUGAGGGGGUGAAAAUUUCCUCCCAGAAGGUCUCUGAUGGUUCUGGUGUCCUGGGCACCCAGAAUAAGUGUGUCACCGUUUGUCCUGAAGCUGACUUCUCUGAGCUGGAUGGCACCCUGGACAUCAACCGGCCCUUCACCUUCACCUCACACAGGAGGGACACUGGUCCAUAGACAGCAUGCCUGCUCUGGUCACCAGCUGGAGGGUGGCAAACCUUGGGUACCUGAGCUUUGGACGCCACACAGAGCACUUCCUCAGUCCCUCCUGCUGCCCCUGGCAGGGUGGAGCUGGCAGGGAGACCCUGUGCGCUUGGCUGCCGGCGCGCUGGAUGUCCAGGGUGCCCUCGGGGCGGCCGGGGCAGAACACGGCCGUGUGCACCUCGACGGCGGGGCUGUGCGGCGCGAGGACUUGGCUGAGCAGGCCUCCAUGCGGCGGCGCCCCUCGGCCGCCUCCUCCUGCCGCGGCUGCACCACAAUCCCCACCAGCGCGGCGGGCGGGCGUCGGUCCCGGGCGCGCAGCUGUUGCAGGAGCAGCUGCAGCCGAGGCAGCUGCGUGAGGAGCGCCGGCGCGCGGCACAGCACCAGGAGCAGCUGCGCGCCCGGCUCGUGCGGGUGCUGCGGCGCCCGGCGCCCAGACGCUGUGUCCUCCGCCGCGGAGUCGGGGGUCCCAGGAGGGGCCCCAGGCGCCUCGCGCGGGUCCUCGGCCUUGGGCCCGGAGCACCGCGGCUUCUUGUUGAAGCGCUUGGACUUCGUGGCCGGGCAGUCGUCGCGGUUCAUUGAGCUGUCGCCCGAGCGCUUGGGCCGCCGCGCGGUGCAGUUGCUGGCGCUGGUGUGGCCGCUCCUGGCUGCGGCGGACGAGGGCCCCGGGAGCUGCUCGGCCUCAGCGUCCACCGGAAAGCUCUGCAGGCUCGGGCCGUCCUCAUCCUGCUUCCAGAGCUCGCUGAUCAGUAGCACCUGGCCGUGGCCCUCGACAGACUGGGCCGGAGCCUGUGGCUGCGCCUCCGCCUUCCUCUCCUGGGGGGCCCUGCAGCGCUGGGCCCCAGGCCGCUGCUCCAUGUCCGGUCCGGCUCCCUCGCCCCUCUGGACUCGGGCCUCGGUUGGGAGGGAAAAUGUCUCCGGAGCAUGUCACAAUACCCCUGAGCCCUACCUUUUCCUGUCGUGGCCAAGCACCUCCGCCCCACUAUUCCUUGGAAAUCUAAUAUAUAGGAAGUUGCUGUUGGACGCUGGUAUAACGCUGGCUGUGUUCAGUUUCUCCAUUUUCUACUUCUGUGGUUUCAAAAUGUGCAUCCUUUUAUACCGUGGAUGA